CCCGCCUCCUCCGCUCGCCUCACUUGUCUUCCGUGCUCCCCGCACAUCGGAGCGGCUGGGCAGCGCGGGAACUUCCCGGGACGGCGCGAUGGAGUCGAGUGGCCACCAGGCAGAGGCCCCAGGCCGCGGUCCGCGGGUGCUGGUGGUGGGCGGUGGCAUCGCCGGGCUGGGAGCGGCGCAGAGGCUCUGCUGCUGUUCCGCCUUCCCGUCCCUGAGGGUUCUGGAGGCCACAGCCCGUGCCGGUGGCCGCAUCCGCUCGGAGCGCAGCUUCGGUGGUGUGGUGGAGGUGGGUGCUCACUGGAUCCAUGGGCCCUCCCAGAGCAACCCCGUCUUCCAGCUGGCUGCCAGGUAUGGGCUGCUGGGGGAGAAGGAGUUGUCCGAGGAGAACCAACAAGUGGAGACCGGGGGUCACGUGGGCCUGCCCUCUGUGACCUACACCAGCUCCGGGGGAAGCGUGAGCCUUGAGCUGGUGGCGGAGAUGUCCAGUCUGUUCUACAGCCUCAUAGACCAGACCAGGGAGUUCCUGCACUCGGCCGAGGCCCCGGCGCCCAGCGUUGGGGAGUACCUCAAGAAGCAGAUCCGGGAGCACGUGGCCGGCUGGGCAGAGGGUGAGGGGACCAAGACACUCAAGCUGGCCAUCCUGAACAACCUCUUCAACGUGGAGUGCUGUGUCAGUGGUACCCACAGCAUGGACCUGGUGGCCCUCGCGCCUUUCGGAGAGUACACAGUGCUGCCCGGGCUGGACUGCACCUUUCCUGGGGGCUACCAAGGACUCACGGACCGCAUGGCGGCCUCCUUGCCCACGGACGUGAUGGUUUUCGACAAGCCCGUGAAGACCAUUCACUGGAACGGGUCCUUCCAGGAAGCCUCUGCUCCUGGGGAGGCGUUUCCAGUGCUGGUGGAGUGUGAGGAUGGAGGCUGCUUCCCAGCGCAUCACGUCAUCGUCACUGUGCCCUUGGGUUUCCUUAAAGGACGUCUGGACACCUUCUUUGAGCCACCCCUGCCCCCUGAGAAGGCCGAAGCCAUCAGGAAAAUAGGCUUUGGGACCAACAAUAAAAUCUUCCUGGAGUUUGAAGAGCCCUUCUGGGAGCCAGGCUGCGAGCGCAUCCAGGUCGUGUGGGAGGACCUGUCUCCCCUGGAGGACGUCGCCCCUGAACUGCAGGACGCCUGGUUCAAGAAGCUUAUUGGCUUCUGGGUCCUGCCUGCCUUUGGGGCCUGCCACGUGCUCUGCGGCUUCAUCGCCGGGCUGGAGUCCGAGUUCAUGGAGACGCUGUCGGAUGAGGACGUGCUCCUGUCUCUCACCCAGGUGCUCCGCAGGGUGACAGGUACUGACCCAGAGGGCCGCUUCUGCUCCCACCCCGGUGGCCGGUCUGUGACGGGAACCACACCUCCCACCAGCGAGGAGCCGGGUUCAGCUCUGAACCUCCAGGGACUUCCCGCGAUCUCGUCUCGGAGGGUCUGCGAUGACCUCGCAAGUGCUCCCCACUCUGCUCUUGUAAAAUCUGCCCGGACGGGCAUCUGUGCGGUUGUCCCCACCCAGAGCUUUACAGACAGGAUGCUGGGCCCCGGCAGACAGCGGUGGUGCGCCCGGGCCCUCGGGCGCAUAGCUACAGUCAUAGCUGCUGACAUCCCCACUGAUCCCACGGAGGUCUGUGUUGGGGCCCAUUGAGCGCGUGGCGGCAGACACAGGUUUUCUAGACAAGCCGUGAGCGGAGGGCGGGAGCCACCUGGCUGCACUCGCUGGGCCUCGCUUUUCCUCCCGCGCCGUUUCUCCCACAUCCAGCUGCUCGGUCUUGAACGCGAGAGGCUCCUCGGGCCAUUCGGGCGGGAUGCGGGUUAACGUGCUGGUCUCUGGUCCAGGGAACCCUCGGCUCCCCGCACCCAGGAGUGUGCUGAGGUCUCGCUGGCACAGUGCCCCGUACACCCGGGGUUCCUACAGCUACGUGGCCGUGGGCAGCUCCGGGGACGACUUGGACCUGCUGGCUCAGCCCCUCCCUGCGGAUG
Messenger RNA from Phacochoerus africanus (Common warthog), 2004 nucleotides. RefSeq names its product polyamine oxidase (gene PAOX). The record is from RefSeq and is a predicted model, not a curated record. Lineage: Eukaryota; Metazoa; Chordata; Mammalia; Artiodactyla; Suidae. The transcript has 5 exons. Bases 89 to 1669 code for a protein of 526 amino acids. Gene Ontology annotation, molecular function: polyamine oxidase activity.